Messenger RNA from Rotaria socialis, 384 nucleotides. Lineage: Eukaryota; Metazoa; Rotifera; Eurotatoria; Philodinida; Philodinidae. The record is from the annotation of a GenBank genome assembly.
AUGCCUCCUAAAACUCCAUCGAAAGGUUCAAAAAAAGCUGUAACCAAAACAACAAAAGGUUCAGCUGGUGCCAAAAACACCGACAAGAAAGUCAAACGUAAACGAAAAGAAACUUAUUCAAUUUAUAUCUACAAAGUACUCAAACAAGUUCAUCCAGACACUGGUAUUUCAUCGAAAGCUAUGUCAAUUAUGAACUCAUUCGUUAACGACAUUUUUGAACGUAUCGCCGCUGAAUCAAGCCGUUUAUCUCAUUACAAUAAACGAUCAACAAUCAGCAGUCGCGAAAUUCAAACAGCAGUUCGACUUUUAUUACCAGGUGAACUUGCCAAACACGCUGUAUCUGAAGGUACAAAAGCUGUUACCAAAUAUACAAGUGCUAAAUAA